CAGACAGAGCCGGUUGGUCCACGGGCACUAUAUCGCGACGCAUUGAUAUCGCUUAUAUAACUUGUUCUCAGUCGCACUGCUCGCAACAGCGUUCAGCCGGGGCGCACGCUUACGCAGUCUGCCCGCAGAAGCAAGUCCGACUCACGAAGAGGCCAACUUAACAAUUCUGUUCGGGUUGACACCAACUCUUCAACCCAUGGCUGCGCAAUUUCCGCACAACGCUGGCACGCCCAAAAAACCAACCGCAGCAACUUGACGACCUCCAGCGUAGUUUAGUGACAAGGACCCUACGGUGGUCACCAACGCGGUGAAGCUUUAUGUUACCACUGGUAGUCUUAGCUGCGGCUGUCAUAUGCUUCAAGUCUGGGCAAGCGCUGCUCCCCUGCGAGCGGAGCGGCUUGUGCUCCAUCGGAAAGACAGCCCCAUACGUGGGAAAUGUUGACUCAAGCACGGGCCUGCACGCCGCGCUGGAGGCCCGCAGCUACCGGCGCGAAGUCAUCCUCAUGGCGACAGACAGCGAGCAGCUACUGCCCGUACGCCAGGCCGUGCACAACCUGCUGCGGCUGGGUCUGGAGCAUGUGCUGCUCAUGAGCGCCAGCGGCCCCGACUGCGUGCGCGUGGCGGGCGCCGUGCCCAGCGCCGGUUGCGUCUGGCUGGACUUCGAGCUGCCUGUGUUUGGGGCAGACAGCGCAGCGGUGCCGAUCGCCGCGCCCAUGUGGCACAACAGGUACCGCCUAGCCUGCCGCGCGGUACGCUUGCGGUACAACACGUUCAUCGUGGACACCGACACCAUCUUCUUCGAUGAUCCCUACGUGUAUUUCAAGAGCCCACCUUUUGCCGACUUCACCAUCAUCAACCAGCCAGAGGUGUUGUACAACCAGGACGACUAUGUGAAUGAGGUGCGCCCCAACGGCGGCGUGUUGUAUAUCCAGAACGCGGCGCCCGACGGCCCCGCGGCCUGGUUGCUAUCUGAGGUGACGGACCGGCUGCUGCGCUGGAUCGAGGACGGCUUCAACACCACCCGCCACACGCACGACGUGCUGACCUGGUGCAACUACAUGGACCAAGACGGACUGCGGGACGCGAUCAGCAGUGUCAUGAUGGGCCGCAUCUUCUUUGCCUCCGCCAUGCGCGACUGCCGCGUGCCUGAGUGGGUGCAGCAGCACGGCCCCGAGUACGACGACAUCAACUUCGCCAUCCUGCGCCACAUGGGCGAGGGCCCGGGCGAGGCCUUCGUCAAGUCAGAGCAUGUGCAGUUGCCACCCGUCAUGCAGCCGGCGGCGGGCGGCGAGCAGCAAGUUCUCAUCAGGCACUUUGCCAUGCGGCAGCCCGCCUACGAGCCAUGGAAUGCCAGCUACGGCCCCUACCUGUACCCGCGGCGCCGCGGCGUGCUGUCGAAGCAGUGGCUGAGUCAGCUCACGGAGGACUGCGGCGGGUGCGCGCUGUGGCCGGACCCAGAGGACCCCUCGCCAGCCGUGGUGGCAGCGGCCCGCGCCACGCCGCCCGAGCGCUACCUGCUGGCUCCGCCCUUCCUGCUGGGCAACUGGUUCUCACGCGGCCGCUUCGGCCACUGGAACCGGGCGCUCAGUCCGCAGGGGCCGCAACAGGUCGUCGGGCACCUGCACUACAUCCCAGACACCGACACGAUCGUGAGCAAGAGUGUGGCACGCAUGGCUGCGGGGCAGUUUGACUGGCUGCUGGCUGCCGCGACGCCCGCGGCAGGGCCGGGCUUGGGCGGCGGCGGCAGCAACCUGUACCUGCUGAUGCGGGGCAGUCGCACCACCAGCAUGGCGCCCUCCCUAGCCACCAGCUAUGCCGCGGGCGGCGGGGCACUGGGCGGCGGCGGCGGCUCGUGCGGCGGCGGCGGCGGCGCUCUGCAGGCGGGCUCGCCGCACUUGGUGGCCUACCACCCGCAGCUGCUCGCGGACCUGGCGGCGGCAGGCAGCUGGAGGGACUACAGCGCCCUGUUGGUGGCACUGGCCACGGCUGCGGAGGCGAUGGGCCGAGUGCCGGUGUGGCCUGACAUGCCGUGCUCCGCCGGCUGGAUUGCGGACCGCGGGCCGGAGCACGCGUCCAUGCUGCCUCUAGACAUUCGCACGGAGUGGGUGCCGUACGGGCGGCGGCGCAACCGGCUGAUGUGCUGCUGGCAUAUGCUGCUGCACGAGGCGUGUGUGGCGGGCGGGCGCGGCAUGCUCAGUCUGGAGUUUGCGCACUGGAUGGCGGGCGCGCGGCUGCAGUACCCCGUGGAGCCCGGCGCGCACAACACAGUGGGCACACUGGCACCGGGAACAGCGGCUGGUUCCCAGCAGCAUGCGGGCGGCGGCGGCUCCAGCAGUUACUCAGUCGCUGCCGGCCGCACCGCCUCGGACGCCGCGAAGGGCCAGCAGGGCAGACCGGUGCCGCUGCCGUCGGGCAUUUCGGCAUCCGCGGCCGCGGCAAUGUCCCGCGAGCUGUCCUGGUGGGGCCAGCAGCAGGCGGCAAGCGAGGGAGCCGCAUUGGCAGCAGCCACAUCAGAGACAGAGACAGCAGCUGAACCAACAGAGGAUGCGCCGUCAAGCGGCGGAGCGGAUGAGGCACGAGGCCUUGCCGGCGUCAGCACUGGCGUCAGCAUGGGUGAUGGCAGUAGCAGUGGGAGCGGUAGCACCAUGGAUGACGUCGGACGUGCAAUGGGGGCGCAGUGGCGCAAGCGCUUCCAGGUCUACAGCGUGGCGCGAGAGGAGGUGAUGCUCGCAUGGGGCAUCCGCGCAACAUUCGCACACAGGGUUCUGUACCUGCGGUACCCCAUUAACGUCACGUUUGCGCCGGGCACCGACGCGGCUUGGGCACUGUCCAACACGCUGAACGAGUGCCGCGCCACCAACCCGGCGGCCAUCGAGGAGUCGAUUGCGAACAAGCCGCACUACAACACGACGCCCACCGACCUGUGGGUGGACUACGUGCCGGCAGCCAUUGGUGGCCCUGGGGGCGCCAUCCGCCCGUCGGCCGCCAUACCCGGGUACAACGUGCCGGAGCACCACGUCGAGUCUGCGUCAAGCAGCGGUGGCAGUAGCAGCGGUGCUACGGACAGUAGCCAUGAAAGCGGCAGCGGCAAUGCCAAAGAUAUGCGAAUAGCUUCAGGGGAAACUGUCCAGCAGCAACCGGUGGUGCCUAUCCCGGUGGAGAGGCGACGUCGUCAUCGGUAGAUUGAACUUUGCUUGUCCCCCAUGAAGGAUUGAGACCGGCGAAGUUGCUGUGCAUGGUCUGCGCUUAGUCUGUAGAAAUGUACAUAGAUAAGCCCACGAAUGUGUGCAUUCAUAACUCAAAAGACGCCUUUCCUAUGUCACGACAUGGACCCGGAGCCCCGGUCCUUUGCCAGAUGUGUCGCUGCUGUGUUUGGUGACCUGGCGCCGGUCCCGAGGUCUCGCUAUGAAAGCCUGUGCUGCUUGGUGGUCGGUGCACUUCAGCACCUGACCGACACCUGCUGGCAGUAUGUUGUCCAUUCCAUGCAGCCAAUGCUGCUUCGUGUAACACUGUAACCAGCUGUACCG
Molecule: messenger RNA, 3527 nt
Organism: Chlamydomonas reinhardtii
Lineage: Eukaryota; Viridiplantae; Chlorophyta; Chlorophyceae; Chlamydomonadales; Chlamydomonadaceae
Exons: 16
Coding region: 318-3182 (954 amino acids)
Source: RefSeq, a predicted model, not a curated record